AUGAUCUUUCUUUUGUUUUUUUUUUUUUCCUCCUUUCGGUUUCCUCUUUUCUCUCUCUCCCUGUUUUCCUCUUUCUCUCUCUCUCUCCCUCUCUUCUCUCUCCCCUGUUUUCCUCUUUCUCUCUCUCUCUCUCCCGUGUUUUCCUCUUUCUCUCUCUCUCCCCCUGUUUCCUCUCUCUCUCUCUCUCCCCUGUUUUCCUCUUUCUCUCUCUCUCUCCCCUGUUUUCCUCUUUCUCUCUCUCUCUCCCCUGUUUUCCUCUUUCUCUCUCUCUCCCCUGUUUUCCUCUUUCUCUCUCUCUGUUUUCCCUCUCUCUCUCUCCCUGUUUUCCUCUUUUCUCUCUCUCUCCCCUGUUUUCCUCUUUCUCUCUCUCUCUCCCCUGUUUUCCUCUUUCUCUCUCUCUCUCCCCUGUUUUCCUCUUUCUCUCUCUCUCUCCCCUGUUUUCCUCUUUCUCUCUCUCUCUCCCCUGUUUUCCUCUUUCUCUCUCUCUCUCUCCCCUUUUUUUUUUCUCUCUCUUUUCUCUCUCUCUCCCCUAUUUUCCUCUUUCUCUCUCUCUCCCUAUUUUCCUCUUUCUCUCUCUCUCCCUCUUUUUCCUCUCUCUCUCUCCCUGUUUUUCCUCUCUUCCCUGUUUUCUCUCUCUCCCCUGUUUUCCUCUCUCUUCCCCUGUUUCUCUCUCUCCCCUGUUUUUCUCUCUCUCCCCUGUUUUCUCUCUCUCUCCCCUGUUUUUCUCUCUCCCCUGUUUUCCUCUCUCUCUCCCCUGUUUUCCUCUCUCUCUCCCCUGUUUUCCUCUCUCUCUCCCUGUUUCCUCUCUUCUCUCCUCUCUUUCCCCCCUCUUUCUCUCUCUCUCUCUCCCCUGUUUUCCUCUCUCUCUCCCCUUUCUCUCUCUCCCCCUAUUUUCCUCUUUCUGUUUUCUCUCUCUCCCCUUUUUUCCUCUCUCUCCCCUGUUUUCCUCUCUCUCUCUCCCCUGUUUUCCCUCUCUCUCCCCUCUCUCUCUCCCUGUUUUCCUCUCUCUUCCCCUCUCUCUCUCUCCCCUGUUUUUCUCUCUGUUUUCUCUCUCUCCCCCUGUUUUCUCUCUCUCUCUCCUGUUUUCCUCUCUCUCCCCUUUUCUCUCUCUCCCCUGUUUUCCUCUUUCUCUCUUUUUCCUCUCCCCUAUUUUUCCUCUCCCCUUUUCUCUCUCUCUCCCCUGUUUUUCUCUCUUCUCUCCCUCUCUCUCUCCCCUUUUUUUCCUCUUUCCCCUCUCUCUCUCUCCCUUUUUUCUCCUCUCUCUCUCUCUCCCCUCUCUCUCCUCCCCUCUUUUCCUCUCUCUCUCUCUCCCCCUUUUCCUCUCUCUCUCUCCCUCCUGAAUUUCCCUCUAUUUCCCCCUGUUUUCCUCUCUCUCUCCCUGUUUUCCCCCUCUUCCCCCCCUCUUUCUCUCUCUCUAAUUUUCCUUUCUCUCCCCUCUUUUCCUCUCUCUCUCUCCCCUGUUUUUCUCUCUCUCCCUAUUUUCUUUCUCUCUCUCCCCUGUUUUCCUCUUUCUCUCUCUCCCCCUUUUCCUCUCUCUCUCUCUCUCCCUAUUUUCUUUCUCUCUCUCCCUAUUUUCCUCUUUCUCUCUCUCUCCCUGUUUUUCUCUCUCUCUCUCCCCUCUCUUUCCUCUUUUUCUCUCUCUCUCUCCCCCUGUUUUCCUCUCUUUCUCUCUCUCUCUCCCCUCUUUCCCCCUCUUUCUCUCUCUCUCUCCCUAUUUUCCUCUCUCUCUCUCUCCCCCUGUUUCCUCUCUUCUCUCUCUCCCUCUCCCUCUCUUUCCUCUUUCUCUCUCUCUCCCCUCCCCCAUUUUCCUCUCUCUCUUUCUCGUUUUUUCUCUCUCUCUCUCCCAGUUUUUCUCUCUUUCUCUCUCUCUCCCCUGUUUUCCUCUUUCUCUCUCUCCCCAUUUUGUUUCCCCUCUUUCUCUCUCUCUCUCUCCCCCCUGUUUUCCUCUUUUCUCUUUCUCUCUCUCUCCCCCUAUUUUCCCUCUUUCUCUCUCCCCUCUCUCUCUCUCUCUCCCCCCUUUUUUCCUCUCUCUCCCUCUCUCUCUCUCUCUCCCUGUUUUCCUCUUUCUCUCUCUUUCUCUCUCUCUCUCUCUCCCCUUUCCUCUCUCUCUCUCUCCCCUGUUUUCUCUCUCUUUCUCUCUCUCUCUCCCCCCCCUGUUUCCCUCUUUCUCUCUCUCUCUCCCCCCUGUUUUUCCUCUUUCCCCCGCCUGUUUUCUCUCUCUCUCUCUCCCCCGUGUUUUCCUCUUUCUCUCUCUCUCUCUUUCCGUUUUCCUCUCUUUUCUCCCCCUCUUUCUCUCUCUCUCUCCCCGUUUUUCUCUCUCUCUCUCCCCCCUGUUUUCUCUCCCGUGUUUUUCCUCUUUUUCUCUCUCUCCCUGUUUUCCUUUUGUUUUCCUGUUUUCUCUUUCUCUCUCCCCUGUUUUCCUCUUCUCUCUCUCCCCCGCCUGUUUUUUCCUCUCUCUCUCUCUCUCCCCCCUGUUUUUUCUCUCUCUCUCUCCCCCCGCCUGUUUUUCUCUCUCUCUCUCCCCCGCCUUUUCCUCUCUCUCUCCCUGUUUUCUCUCUCUCUCUCCCCGCCUGUUUUUCUCUCUCUCUCCCCGCCUGUUUUCCUCUCUCUCUCUCUCUCUCCCCUGUUUUCCUUUCUCUCUCUCCCUGUUUUGUUCUCUCUUGUUCUCGUUCUCUCUCUCUCUUCUUUUGA
Molecule: messenger RNA, 2691 nt
Organism: Acanthosepion pharaonis
Lineage: Eukaryota; Metazoa; Mollusca; Cephalopoda; Sepiida; Sepiidae
Source: the annotation of a GenBank genome assembly